This is a messenger RNA of Pseudomyrmex gracilis, 11482 nucleotides long. RefSeq names its product synapsin (gene Syn). The record is from RefSeq and is a predicted model, not a curated record. Gene Ontology annotation, biological process: neurotransmitter secretion. Gene Ontology annotation, molecular function: metal ion binding; ATP binding. Gene Ontology annotation, cellular component: synaptic vesicle; synaptic vesicle membrane. Bases 241 to 1932 code for a protein of 563 amino acids. The transcript is spliced from 9 exons. Lineage: Eukaryota; Metazoa; Arthropoda; Insecta; Hymenoptera; Formicidae.
GAACGACAAAACUGCGAACGGUUUUAUCGCAGCAGUGAGACCGGUGUAACCAUCAAGAUUACCGGCCGCGGCGGUUGCGCUAAGUACUGUGGUACUCCAUCACCCGGCAACAUUUCAUUCUCCAGUUUUCGUCAAUCCUUUACCUCCAAUGUCAACUACCUGAAACGGAGCUUGUCUUCCAGGUUCUCGUCAGGGGACCUCAGCUCGGAGCUCGACGAUGAGCCGAACGCGGAUCCUGGGAUGGCCACCGUGGGCCGACAGGAUUCGUCUCAGCCGUAUCAAGCGGUGCCGGACCGACCCUUGCAGUCUCAACCGGGACCGAUGCAACCGCCAGCUCAGCCCCCGAUCCCGGGCAACCCACCUCAGGGACCGCCGCAGCCUAUCGGCGGAGACCUCAGUCUCAAUCUGAGACCCGGCUCACGGACCACCAGCGCACCAUCUUCGCCGGCGAAAACACGAGAGAGUUUGCUCCAGCGGGUACAGAGCUUGACGGGCGCUGCUCGCGACCAGGGCGCUUCUAUUCUGGGAGCGGCGGUAUCUGGCGCGACCAGAGGUCCGUCAUACAGUAAAGACCGAUGCUUCACUCUGCUGGUGAUCGACGAUCAGAACACCGACUGGAGCAAAUACUUUCGGGGACGUAGGUUGCACGGCGAUUAUGAGAUCCGCGUGGAGCAGGCGGAAUUUCGUGAACUGUCCCUCACGGCGAGUGAGACGGGAACCGUUGUGUCCAUGGCUGUCUAUCGUAACGGGACCAAAGUCAUUCGAUCCUUCAAGCCUGAUUUUGUAUUGAUACGUCAAAAUCUUCGGGACGCCGGAGAAGAUUACAAGAACCUUCUUCUCGGUCUGAUGUACGGUGGUGUGCCCAGUGUUAACAAUCUCACAGCAAUUUAUAACUUUCAGGAUAAACCUUGGGUAUUUGCGCACCUGCUGGGCCUACAACGUCGUUUGGGCAAAGACAACUUCCCUCUGAUCGAACAGACUUAUUAUCCUUAUCAUCGCGAAAUGGUAAGUGCAUCUCGAUAUCCCGUCGUGGUGAAACUGGGCCACGCCCACGGCGGAACCGGCAAGGCUCGUGCGGAAACGAAUCAGGAAUUUCUGGAUCUCGCUUCGCUGGCAGCUAUGGCGAAUACUUACUGCACGGCGGAACCUUACAUCGACACCAAGUACGACGUGCAUGUGCAGAAGAUCGGGAACAAUUACAAGGCUUUCAUGCGAAAAAGCAUCAGCGGUAAUUGGAAAUCGAACACCGGCUCGGCCAUGUUGGAGCAGCUUUCUGUAAGCGAGCGACACCGCACGUGGGUUGAUCACGUGGCUCAAUUAUUCGGAGGAUUGGAUAUCUGCGCGAUCGAAUUGCUGGUGGGCAAGGACGGCCGGGAGCACAUAAUCGAGGUAAACGACAGCGCGCUAUCUUUAAUGGGAGACUCGCAGGAGGAGGAUAGACGUCACAUCGCGGACUUGGUCACCGCGAAGAUGCAGGUUUACUGUCGACCGCAGAGCGUGUUGACGAAGACCGCCUCGCGUGGCUCGAUGUCGGGCUCCAGCCAGGUGAGCAGCCCGGUGGAAGACCGAACUGCGCCUCCUACAGCACCCUUGGGAUCACAUCCAAGUAUGGGCUCUAUGGCUAGUAUAGGAAGCUUAGGUUCUGUAAGUUCGGCUACAGUGCCGGGCGACGUCACCACCUCGGAAAGCCAUCAUCAAUUACAACGACGAGACUCCCAAGCCUCUCAAUCGAGCACGGUGAGCAGCGCGCCGUCCGUCGGUCGGCGCGUCGAAGAAUCGCCCGCGUCCAGAGUGCCGUUCCAUCGACAAGACAGCCAUCGGAAAGACAGUCAUCGAGACGACAAAUCGGAAUCGAAACCUCAGAGCGAGGACACCGAGGACACGAUGAAGAAUUUGCGAAAGACUUUUGCCGGGAUUUUUGGCGACAUGUAGACCACAAGAUAUGGCCGACGCAGCGAGAGCGUAGACGUCGGGCGCUCUCGCGACGAGGUAGCUAAUGAUAGCAAGUCGGCACCAAUAACACGAACUCAUGAAAUUCUCCGAAGAUCUUUGAGCAUGUUCCACGAGUGAAAAGCUCGAGACUUCGUCUCGCUCGAUGCGUCGAUCGCGCGAAAGUGAAGUGGACGCGCGUGAAGAGCACGUAGAGAUAUCUAUAUAUUUGCAGAUCGUCGUGGGAGACACACAAGCGAGGCUUACAUUGUGUCGCUCGGAGUGCGCGUAUAUUUAAUCGAAAAGAAUAAUCACUCAUUUCUGGAAAAAAAAAAAAAUCCAGGAAUAAUUUCGGUUGCCGUUCGAUUAUUGAUCAGGCUAUUAAGCGAGAAACACAGAUGGCAAUGAUUGUGCUACGCGCGCGCCCGCGCUUCAAAAUAAAAUAUAAUAAAAUUAAAAGAUUGAAAAACUUAUAUCGCGCGCUCACAUAUAUAUAAUAUAUAUAUAUAUACACGAGUUAAGAAUUCAACGCGCGUUAUCAUAUACAUAGUACUGUAUAUUGAGAAAAUCUUAUGAUCGUGAAUGUGUGUGAGCAAAUGAGUGCGUGUGUGUGUACAUGCAAAAUAAAGUAAGUUCCAUAUAAUCCGUGAUAUACUUAUUACGAGUAAAUUAAAAGACUUAUUGAGUAAAUUUUAAAUAAAGUUAGACAAAAGUUGAGUCGACACUGGCAAAUUAUUCAGUAUCAGCUUGAUGUUCGUUCACUUGCUAACUGCGAUAAUACCCACCACCAGAUGAGACAGAUUUUGCAAAAACCAUAUUGCCGCCCUUACGCACCGUAAAAAAGCAAGAAGAAUCGUUUUUGUAGGCCCCUGGCAUCUCCUCAACCGGUUUUACUUCGAGCACCCACUUUUAGGCUUAACGUUUGGAUCGUCGUGUGUCAUAUUGUCAUUUAAGGGAAAAUGCAUUGCGGGAUAGAAAUUAAGGCAGGCAAUAGGCGUCUUUUUCGGGCGAUCCCGCAAUGUUUGUAAAAAUAUAUAUCGUACGCCUACGUCAUUCGACACGAUCGAAGACGACAAAAAAGAGGAGAUUCGGGCAUUAUUAUAUCGCAACAUAUUUGGCUAACGGAGAUCGUGCAAGCGGUCGUUUGCUUUCAUCGAGAACUACAGAAUCGGAAGGACGAAUGUGUAGUUAUCUCUACUUUUAAGCGCACAAGUAGUUGUUAAGAUAAUCAGGGAUGGGCGAGAUUUUUCUGGACACACAUCGCGUGGAUUUUCGACACUCAAAUCCACGCGGGUACUUUCCUCAGGACGAGAGAUAUGUAUCGAUCGAUCGAUAAAUUCGCUUCUUAAUAAAAUCGCUUCUUAUCAAUUAAAAAAACACACGUGUCGCAAAAUUUUUCAUUGAUGAUAAAACGUGGUCGCGCAUCCCGACACUCUGUAGCGACCCUGCUUUUUUUCUAAAUUUUUCGCACACAACGGGUCGUCGUCGAAGCUGCACAGGACGAUCACGUGGUGCAAAAAUUUAUGACAAAUUUCGGUCGCGCUACUUUAUAUAAGAAAAUCGAAUUUGCAUUAGUGAUAUGUUUGCGUAUGUGAAAACAAAUGAUGAGAUCGAAAACGUAGUCUUUAAACUUCAUCGAUGAGAACGAAUAUAUCCUCGAUAUAUCCCAACGAGGCUUUUAAUCGUGCUACGCGGAAAUAAAAACUAACUCCCGAUAUAUAGAUCUGCAAAUAUAUACAUAUAUAAAACAUGCGUGUGUGCAAAUAAACUGAAAUACAGUACCGACGAAUGUAUGUCAGUUAAACUGCACGCGAAAAGAUACGCGAGAAACGAAGAAAAAGGUCAGUUGUAUCGAAAAGUCGAGUUACUCGCUUUUAAUGUCGGACUAACGAAGAGAUGACUGAGAUAAACGAUCGUGGUUUCAGCUCUGAAAGAAAGGAAGAACAUCGACUUCGCGAGACGCGAUAAGCUAUAUCGAAAAUUGUAGAUUUUGCUGAAACGCGAAAGCAGUUAAAAAAAAAAAUGUGAUAAGAACUUGCGUUCGCAAGAAGUAUCGAUUUUAAUAUACAAUCAACUGAUAGAGAUAAAAUGGAGAACGUAAACUUAUAGAUGACUGAUGAGAGAAGCGAAGUGCAAAUUUAUUUGAAAGUAUAAUCCUUUUUAGAAAAAAAAAUUCUCUGUGUGUAUAAACGGGGAAAAACUUUUUUACAUUAUACAGUUUUGUCGUGUCUCUUCUUCGCGGUUUUCCAACUGCACUGAAUAAUAAGUAAUUGACGUUUGAUUUUCAUGUGCCUUGACACUGAAGUGUCCUUCGUAUCACGUUGUUCGCGAUAUCACGACACGGUUGAUGAAAUAUUAAUGAACAAAGCUGAGUUUUUGUAAAAGUUACGGCAGAUGCUGAUCAUCAAUUCCUGCGAGGGUGGCUGGAUAAAAAAAAAAAAAAAAAAAGAGUCAGAUGUGUCGCGAUUUCAAGCAUGUUGCAUCGCGCGAUCACACUUAAUUGUACUUUUUAUAAACUUCGAUCUCAUUGUACAUUCACUAUUUCUUCAUUAAAAAAAAAUCUUCACCGCGACGCAGAAGACGGAGAAGUGUGUGCACCGUCCAUCAGGCUUAUAUAUUCGUUACGACAUCUCUAAGCACGUUCGAGAUCAAAGAAUAAUAUGUUUUAUACAAAUAAAGUGCUUAGUAAAUAUCAUAAUUUUCGCGGCAAAGUACAUAAUCAUCGGGAUAUAUUGAUAAUCUUUGCUUACUUCCGCGUGAUAGUGGAUUGUCUUCCAUGUGUUGAGAACUGACGAAUGUUUUCAGCAUUACAUAGGUGAAACACACACUCACAGACAGCCGUAAGCGUUCGAGACGGGACUAAGUUUUUUAAACGGUGUGAUUUACACUCUGUUCUUAUAACUCACGUGAUAAUAUUUUGCAAAAAUAUAUAUUUCACACGAUUCACACGUUAAAAUUCAUUCGGUGUUAAUUUUUUGUUUAUUUAAGAAAAAAUUAGUUUUUUUAACAAAUUACAUAAAUGAUAUAAAUACAGAAAUUUUAAAUAAUUAAAACAUUAAACAGGGGACGUAAAAAAGACUGCACAAAAAAAAAACUUACGCGACUGAUGCGCACGAACAAUUAAUUGCGAAAGAUCUCCGAUUCCGUUUUCAGAGCUGACGCCACGGUAAGAACAAGCAAGCAAUCAAUAAUCACGUCAAUGCGCGGAGGUCAAUCGAUCAGCAGCAAAUGUGUAGACACGGUUACAGGUGAAGAAUAUCUCAGGGUGCGAGUAUAGACGCUAGAUAAAGUAGGACACUAGAAGCGGCGCGCGUCGCAGUCUAGUCGAAGUAACGACGUCGACUUCAUUAGAGCGGAUAGAGAAUAGGAUUCGCUUGUUGUGUCGGAGAAAUCCUUGACUGUGAUCCUCAGAAUUGUCUGUAAAGAGACAAAAAGAAACAAAAAACAAAACUUGUUUCGCGCGCAUUUUGUUCGAGACGAGUCGUCUUCCGUAUAUUUCAGUAAAUGCUUCACACGCACAAUUAGCGAGUGGUUUAACCAAAGUUUUCUGUUUUUCUUUCAAUACAACUUCGAGCACAUUUCAUCGACAUUUUGUAAAAACAUAUAUAUAUAUAUGUAUAUAUGUAAACUUUCCUAUGUAAUUAAUAAUCUAAUUACGCUAAAAAUAUUAAUUUAAAAAAUGUUCUUAUGUUAUUCUAUUGUCAAUUUCAAUCGUUUCACUAAUUUUCGCGCGUGCUCGACUGUUGUAAGGUUCGAUCGUUCGAACAAUUUGCGCGUGACAACCAAUUUCUUGAUAAAUAAUAGCGACACACAGCGUCGCUAUUGACAUUUCGUUGCUUGCUAUCAUAACUUAUCGAAGCGUUAUAUAUAUAUAAUACCCGGCUUAGUUACGGUGGCCGUGUGAUGUCGUGAACAGCAUCCAGUAUUAUUAUUAUUAUUUUUGUGUUAAAAAUGCACAGAAUUGCACUUGUAGCUCGAUAAUUAACGCACCAGCAAUAUUCGUAGAUUAGAUCCGUACCUAUUAGAUAUCGUAUAUCGUGUCUUCAAAUUUCCUAAGAUUACUUCGUCUUUUGCUGUGUACACAUGUGACUGCGCUAAUACGAUUAUCGCACGUAAUCGAACUCAGCGAUAAUAAUAUACGUAUAAGCAUGUACAUACAUAUUUCAGCUCCACAUUACGUCUCAUGUAAUAUAAAAAUAUAUGUGAUCGUGAGAAAAAAAAAAGAGCGAGAACAGAUGUUGCUAUCUUCUAGCAUUUUUUCUAGACGACGUAACAUGUUUAUCUUCGUGUGUUGUAACAUCAAAUUUCAGAAAAAUAUCACGAUCACAAUAUCAGAAUCUGUUAAUCGCGGAAGCUUUUUCGCGUCGUCAGAAAAGAUCGACUUAAAAAAACAAAAAAAAAAAAAAUGUUGUUGAGCGAAGAAAUUCUUAAGUAAGAGUCAAACGAACAAAUUAGAUUUAGCGACGCCUCGUAAUAGUGAUUGCGUUAAUUAUUGCAGACACUACUUGAAUGUUUCUCACAGUGAUCCUCCCGAUUGUUGCGCGAGAGAAUCGCGCAGUAAUAUUCGCGAAUGUGUAUGUAUUUCGCGCAUCCUGUUGUUACGUAACGCGCUCGUAUUUACGUAUAUAUAGCCUUCUAUGUGCUUUGUGAGAGCAUUUGUCACUGUACAUCGAGGAGAAAUCUUUUACGUACAUAUCAAAUUGACGCGGCACGACUGACGAGUCCAGUGCCUUUUGUUCAAUUUUUUCUUUUGUUUCGGGGCAGUAGUGGCAUGGAGUCGUUGUAGUAAUCCCCUGUACAUUCCUCUGUAUCUUCUUUCUUCCACAAUGUACAGUAGAAUAGCUAAAUGUAUUGAAUUUGUACGUGUGUUGUUUACACUAUACGCGACAUGUUUUAAGGAAUGAAAUGAUGAAAAUUUCUGUUAAGUAUAAAUAAAAACUUCUGUGUCGCAUUGCUACUCGCUAUAACGUUAAAAUUAUCGAUAGUACCUAAUACGCAUAUAUAUACACAUAUAUGUGUAUAUAUAUGUGUAUAUAUAUAUAUAUAUCUAAAUUGUGUGCAUAUAUAUAUAUAUAUAUAUACAUCUAGAUUAUGUAAUCUCUAUAACAGAAAAUUGCUAGUAGUAAUCUCUAGCUUUAACAAAUGUUCACAAGAACGACAUUAUCGCGCAAGACUUUAUGCGACUACUGCAAGGUCAAUAAUCGAAUAAUCGUAAACAAUUGAUAGUUGCUUAUUAACGAAAAAAGAUAGAGAAACGUUGCGUUAAUCUGUACUUCGGUCAAAGGCUUCUUCGCGGAACGUGAUCAACGUUUGCUCCGUCAGAAUCUAUUUAAUUUUAAUUUCGCGAUUUACAACGAAAGCGCGAGAAGCGCAUUUGUUUUUAUUUUGCGACAAGCAGAGAAAAAUAGAGUGCGCAUUAUAGAUUUACCCCCGAUUACAUGACCGCUCGUAUCUUGAGAUAAUACUUAGUGUUUAUCUAAUGUAAGUGUUGAAGUAAAGUUGUGUAUGACACAACGAAGAGUUCGAGAAGAAGCUAAGAAAUAAAGUAGCUAUAUGCAUGGGGACGCGAUUGAGUGUACACGCAGUCCGAUCUUGAAUCUACUUAAAUCUCUCGGCGCUUAAAACAGUAGCAGUAGGGAUAGGCAUGAGGACGCGAUAAAUGUACGCGCAAGUCCAAUAUGCAAUGCGUUAUCUCCUUGAUUUCAAUGCGUGCUAGUCAUAUAUAUAUAUAUAUCUACUCACAUGCAUACAACCACACGAAUCGUUGUGCAAAAGGGAAGAAAGUUGCCCUUUCGCGCGCUGUUUUCCUUCCGCUGUUCACCGCUGUCAAUCGGCUGCUGACAGCUGGAGGAUAAACCGGCAUCGUAAUAAAAGAGGAACUUCGUUUUCUUCUCGUGAGACGACGAUUCGAUACCGGUCAGUGUAUAAAAAAAAAAAAUUUAUAUCAGAUUAUAUCCCAAUUCCUGAAUCCACAACGAAAGCGCGAGAGAGACUCAUCGUCCCAUCAGGACAGAGUAAACGCGUUCACAAUUCUUGUGCGAAAUACAAUUCUAAUGGGAAUGUACGUAUAUACUGAAGAUAUACGAUACCUUUUCAUUAGUGUAAGUCGCACAUGAUACACACAGAUACACAUAUGUAUGACACAGACACAAACUUGCAACGCGCAAACUUGCAAAUCAUAUCUAAUGUUGUGUAAGUAACAUUAGUGUAUGGUGUCGAUGUUACACGAGACUACUUACCACUUACGUAUCUAGUAUAUAAGCCUAAGAGAAAGAACUUAAGAGAAAAAGCACUGCGCUUGAAAUAUAGCAAAUAACAAACAUAUAAAAAAAGUAGCAAGUAUACGUGAAUAUAUAAGCGUUGAAUAUACAUAUAUGCGCCACCCGACACCACGUGUGUCAGUAAAUCUCACUUCGUACGCGUAUAAACGAACGCGUACACAUAACACACAACGUUGCAAGUUGUAUUGCUAAUGCCGCAUAAGUAACAUUAUUUGUACGGUGUCGAUGUGUUACGAUAGUAAGUACUUAAGUACGUGUCUUUAAAUAUAAACCUACGAAGCUCAAGAGACGGCAAAAUGUCAUUGAGCGACGGUCAAUUUAAACAUAUGAAUAAAUAAGAAUAGCGAGCAUGCUGAAUGGUGCGUAUGUCGAAUAUAUAUGUACAUACGCUGCCCAGGAUUAUGCAUUAGUAAGUCACACAUGCACGCGUACACAACAUUGCAAAUUGUAUCUAACAAAUGACGUUAUUGUGUCGAUGUUAUGGUAAUACUUAGCACGUCUAUGGUAUAAAUACGUGUCUAUAGUAUAUACUUACGCUUAAUAAAGCAAAGAGAAAAAGUAGAAAGCAUGUGGAAAUGUGCGUAUGUCAAAUAUAUAUACAUAUAUAUAUAUAUAUAUAUAUAUAUGUAUAUAUAUAUACGCUGCCCGGUAUCGUGCGUUAGAAAUCACACAUACGCGUACAACAUCACACUCUAACAUUGCAAGUCCUAUUUAAAGUUGCAUAACUAACAUUAUUGUCACGAGAAUACUUAGUGUAAGAAUGCAUACUUAUAGUUCUAGUAGAUAGAACAUAAAAUAUAUACAUAUAUAUAUAUUAUGUACUGUAGUUUAUAGUACAUAGAGAGUUAUACGGCACUUUUAAUAAAGCUUUAAGAAACUCGGAAGAAAAGAAAAAAACAAUGUCAUCAAGCGAGACGACCAAAGAGCAAAAAAAAAAAAAAGUAGCAAGCAUGUGGGAACGUGCAUAUGUUGAAUAUUAUACGCUGUCCGGUAUCGUGUAUAUUAGUAAAACACACAUAUGCAUAAACAUACACGACGCGGAUAUCGCGUGUGGAUAAAUCCACGAAAUACAUACAAAUUGUAUCUACUGCUGUAUAAGUAACAUUAUUAUUAUACGGUGUGUCGAUGUUAUUUAAUCCGUGAUCAUUAAAGUCAUCCUAUAGUGCCGAGGAAAUUAUAUAUUGAGGAUAUUUACCGUGUUAAAAAAUUAUCAAACCGGUACACACAUACAUACACACACACACACACACACAUACUUAAUUAUUCACAUCUCGAGAAAAGAGAAGUAAUUUAUAAAUAGACUCGUCGAUUAUGUUAAUCCUCAAAAUUAACAUAAUCGAUCGGAAAUUAUGCAAGAUAUACGGGGAUAUAUACUCUAUAUUAGAUUAGUGGACGAGCGUCGAUGAGUGAGCGCGAUCGUGUUCGUCGUGUUUUCUCGAGCGAAUGAUCCUCACUGAGAGCAAAGCGUGUUGAUCAUGCACUCGCAGAGAGAAAGGGAGAAUCGAAACGUGACGCGUCGAUAAUUACGAACAGACCACCCACACGGAAGAAAAGGGUAAAUCGAGAUACACGAUCGACUCGUUGACCGCCACGUGCUCGGAAACGCGCCGCGACGACUAUCGAAUUCGCAUUUGAACGACAAACCUUGAAUCGAACUCUGAAACACAGGCGAUGACUUCUGAGUAUUGUGCGCGAAACGAGAUCUGAUCGUCCAGAAAAAAAUCGAUACAAUUACAGAAACUUUAUGUGUUCGAAUUGGUAAAAGUGAACACACACAAAUCUAAUUAAGUCAAGUUUUAUAAAAUAUGUUUAAUGAUAAUUUCAAAAAGAUUAACUAGAUGUUUUUGCAAAACUUUAUUACUGGCCAAAAUAACUUAUUUUGAGUAACAGAAGCAUUCAAUAGUAAAUAUUAUUGAUAAAUCUUGGUAAAGGUAGUGUCUUACCGAAACAAGAACAGGAAUGCAAUAUGAGAUUGAUGAUACAAAAAAUAGACAAAUUUAGUGACAAUUACACGAUCACCUUUCUGGUCACGCGAGAUUGAUAAGAACGCAAAAUAACAAAAGCAGAGAAGAUCGAGAAUUCGUGAGGAGCACGAUGACAAGUGAGCCGACGCAUUUUUUGUUUCAACACACGAUAAACUCACACUUAAAAUCGUAAGCGUAUUUUUACUGAUAACUAGGAGGACAACGAAUCAACAGGACUCGUUCUGAGCGGUGAUUCGAACGGUGAAAAACCAAUUGAAAAAAUAAUUGAAGGACGACUACAUAGAGCAACGUCCGAGUAGUGUAUCGCGUGCGCGUAGAUUAGCAUUGCACUUAUCACUUAUCGUAAAGUAAAAAUCUGGUUUAAGUAAUAAAAGUGACGCGGGAGAGGAUAAAAAAAAUUACACACAUAAAAUGCGAGUUCUAUCUGUCAUCGUUAAUCAAUAAAGAUUAUCAGAGUUUGAAAUCCAAGUUUAAGCGAGUCGAAAACAAAAAAAAAAGAAAAAAACCACAAGAGUAUAUACAUAAGUUUAUAGUCUAUAGCAGACAUAUACGUGAGGAAGUGUAGUACAAUAUGUAUGUUAACGAGAAUGUGUAUAAAUAUAUAAAAGAAUAAUAAUAUUUAUCAAAUAGUAUAUAUAUAAAAAUAUAUAUAAAUAUAUAUAAAAAUUUAACAAUAAAUAUAUAAAUACAAACGCGCAUACAUCUGUAAUUAUUCUUAUGUUAUAUGCAACGUACAGUCGUUGUGUACACUUUGAGGUAAUCGUUGCGAUCAAGCUCGUCGUUUCAUCAAAGAGCUAAAACGCAAUGGCCUAAAAUGCUCUAAUAGGCUUGCGAAGCGUGAGGUUUGACUAAGGCAGAUCGAAAUACCACUUAAAUAUGUAUUAACAAAAAAAGAAAGAAGCGCAAUCGACAACAAGCAUCGUGAUGAUCGAUGUUUAUUACUCGUUAAAAAGAUCUUUCUCAUAAUAGUUGAUAAGAUGAAAAGUAGAAGUAGUUAGUAGUAGAUCAUAUUUGCGGAGCGAAAUGAUAACGUCACACAAAGCAUGUCGUAUCUCUCUUGCCUACGUACCAUAACGGGUGCUAUCAUAGAUAAAACGAUGUAUGAAGUGAAAACACGAUAAAAUAUUGGAGAUUGAUCGGGUGAGAUUGUAAACUUUGUUUUUAAUUUUUUUUUACUCGCGUAGCAUCGAUUCCUGGCAUGCUCUAUUGACAGUAGCGCUUCUUCUUGUGUAACAUUUUUGUAUGAGAUUUUAUCUAUAAUCGAAAAAAGGCGUCUCUUUAAAAAAA